CUGUCAUAUUUUUCUAUAUAUUUGGAGGGUAUUCUGACUUUGCCUAGCACACAAAGUAAGAGAAGAGAGAGACUUUGAAGAUGGAGGCAAUCUCUAACUCUGCUGUGCCACUCUGUACUCCUUACAAACUGGGGAGAUUCGAACUCACUCAUAGGUGCCCAAACUUGCCUGGAAUAUGGAAUGAGGAGCAAGUGGAGGCAUGGAAACCAGUAGUGAAGGGUGUUCAUGAGAAAGGAGGUGUCUUCUUUUGUCAAAUUUGGCAUUCAGGCCGCUUAUCUGUCCCUACAAUUAGUGCAUUAUAUUUCUCGAUCGGCAUUGGAUGGUCCACAAGACCUGAUGAUCAAGUGUAUGAGAAACCAACACUUCUUCCUCUGAAAUCUGAUAAAAUUCCUUGCAUUGUCAAUGAUUUCAGGAUUGCAGCCCGUAACACGAUUAAAGCUGGAUUUGAUGGAAUUGAGAUCAACGCUUCAAGUGGCGGCUACCUGAUUGACGAAUUCAUGAAUGAUCAAAUCCACGGUAGGACUGAUGAAUAUGAUGAAAGUAUUGAGGACCGUUGUCGUCUUGCCCUGGAAAUAGUAGAAGCCGUGGCAAAUGAAAUUGGAGCUGAUAAAAUUGGUAUAAAACUAUCUCCUUUUGAUGGCAAAAAGGACUCGAAUUCAGAAGCACUAGCAACUUACAUGGCGAAUGAACUAAGCAAGCUUGGCGUUCUCUAUCUUCAUGUGAUGGAGCCCAGAGAAACAGCUAAUAAAAGUCUUCUUCCCAUUAGGAAGGCUUUUAAGGGGACACUUAUUGCUUCUGGUGGUUAUGGUAAAUCUGAUGGGGACAAAGCCAUCGAUGAGAAUUAUGCAGAUUUGAUCUCAUUUGGACGUAUGUUCUUGGCUAAUCCAGAUUUACCAAAGCGUUUUGAGGUUAAUGCUCCACUUAACAAGUAUAAUAGGAGCACUUUCUACACUAAUGAUCCAAUUAUUGGUUACACUGAUUACCCAUCUCUUGAAGUUGCUUCCUAAUUAUUCACAUGUAUAUUGGUUAUGGAAACAAGAUCACGCAGGAGUUGUGUCUACUACUUGAUUAAAGCACUAUGUAAUUAAUAAAUUCACAUGGUUAUGGAAAAUGAUCAUGUUAGUGUUGUGUCUAUGAUGAGAAUUCUGUUGUAUUAUAAAAUAAGUUCACAUGGUUAUGUAAAGAAUCAUGUAGAGUUGUGUGUACAUUUGAUGAAAACACUGUAUGGUCUGCUUGUGUUGAA
Messenger RNA from Solanum tuberosum (potato), 1243 nucleotides. Its product is annotated as 12-oxophytodienoate reductase-like protein. The record is from RefSeq and is a predicted model, not a curated record. Bases 81 to 1007 code for a protein of 308 amino acids. Gene Ontology annotation, molecular function: FMN binding; oxidoreductase activity. Lineage: Eukaryota; Viridiplantae; Streptophyta; Magnoliopsida; Solanales; Solanaceae. The transcript has 4 exons.